AGUUUAGUUCCAAAUGUUCGAGAAAUUUGUUGAUAAAUUAUUUACAUUAAACCAAAUUAACAUUUUCUAUGAGACAGAUAAACAAUAUACUCUAUUAAACAAAAUUAUUGUUAUUGUUAUCAUUAAGUGGGUAAUUUAAUAAAUUUUAUUUAUUAAAUUAUUAUUUAACAGUGAUAUCCGUACUCAUGGGUGAAGAUCUAGAUUAUUUAAUUCAUCCUACAAGUUCCAAUGUUGAUAAAAGUAACGUUAACACAUAUCCACAACCUUUUCUUGGAAUUCGACAUGUUCAGGUGAUGUUCUACUUCCUACUCAUGACGUACACUUAUUGCAUGAGAACAGUUUUGUCCUUAGCAAUUGUUGCUAUGAACGAUAGAUCAGUUACUAUUAAUCCCAACGUAGAAACAUAUAACUGGACCAACCAAAGCGUCAUCUUAUCGGCUUUCUAUUGGGGUUACGUGGUACUCCAAAUCCCCAUUGCGCAGUCGGCAAAAAAGUUUGGUGUAAAAUGGAUAUUGGUGGUGUGCGUUUUAGUAGAUUCCGGUUCUUGUAUGGCGAUACCAACAAUGGCAAAUAUUUUUGGUUCGGGAGGUGUAAUGGCGUGCAGAGUUCUUCAAGGUUUAGCUCAAGGAGGAAUAGCACCUCUAACUCACACUCUAUUGGGAUGUUGGGCACCACCAUCAGAGAGAUCUGUUUUAGGCACCAUCACCUAUGCAGGUUCAAUAUUUGGUUUUAUCUUAUCGUUGCCAUUAACUGGUUUAAUAUGCUCGAGUUGGAUAGGAUGGCCUGCAGCUUUUUAUCUCUUCGGAGCUUUGGGGUUAAAAUGGGUAGUACUGUGGUUAUUAUUUGGUGCUAAUAAACCAAGUGAACACAAGACAAUCACUACGGCAGAAAAAGACUAUAUUCAGCACAGCUUAGGAUACGAUGAACAUAUGGUUUACAAAACACCAUGGAAGAAAAUAUUAACUUCUCCGCCUUUUUGGGCUGUAACUUUAGCGUUUGUUGGAGCGAACUGGAAUAGUUCUGUAAUAUCAACUGAAACUCCGACGUAUUUGUAUAAAAUUUUGGAAUUUGACAUAAAAUCGAACAGUUUAUUAUCAGCUGCACCUUACGUUGCAAUGGGUCUGUGUUCCGUAAUUUUUAGCCCAACUUGCGACUGGCUGAUUAACAAGAAUAUUGUUAGAAGAGGACACGCCAGGAAAAUAUUCAAUAGUAUAGGUACUCUAUUACCGGCUAUUUGUUUAAGUUUACUGGGUUUCAUUCCGAAAGGGCACGCAAAAUGGUCGCUGGCUAUAUUAAUUUUUAACGGUGGUGUUACUGCCGGAGGAUUUUGUGGAUUUCAAGUUAAUCACGUGGAUCUGUCUCCAAAUCAUUCGGGCAUUUUAAUGGGGAUUACCAAUAGCUGGACGAGUGUAUUUGCAAUAAUGUCUCCACUUAUUGUACAAUUCAUCGUUACUGAACAAACUAACCAAACGCAAUGGAGAACAAUCUUCUUAAUUUCCGCUUGCGUGAAUUUAUUCACCGAUUUAUUCUUCAUAAUAUUCGCGUCUGGAGAUAUACAGGAUUGGAAUGAACUUGCGUCAAGCAGAACAGACUGAGUGGUAAAAAAAAAAAUUGAAGAAAUCGGUCAGGAAUGGUCGAGAAGUUCAUUUUUGUAUUUUUUUGUACAUACCUAGGACCAUACCCUUUUGCUCAUAAGAAAAGAAACCCAAAUAUGCAAAUGGAAAACUCGAAAUAUGCACAAAAAUGACCUCCUUCUAAAAUCCACAAUUUUGUCCAAUUACAUUUUUGAAAAAUUAUGCCUUCCGAUUUGCUUGUGACAUUUUGAAAAGCUGCUUCAUAAUUGAUUGUUUAAAAUAUGAUUAAAAGUAAAAUUUGAAAGUUCCAUAUUUUUCCCGUGUAUGGAAGAAAUUUUAUUCAAUGUCAAAUGUUAAAAAAAAUGAGUUUUUCGCGAUUUUCAGCAAAACGGUGAGUUUUAACAUAAAAAUACCUCAAACAAAAAUUGUAGAUCAUUAAAUUGUCUACAAAAAACAUGUUAAUACUUUUUUUUCUACGAGCCACCGUUUCUGAGAUAUAACGAUUCAAAAAUAUAUAAAUACCUAUGUAAUAAUUUCUAGUUUAAAAUUGAAUCGAAUCGAAGAUGAAACACCCUGUACAUUGUUUAUUUAUUUUUGUAAUUCUCAAAAAAAUAACAUCUCGCACCAACCCACCCUUUUUAUUAAAUAUAAAUAAAUUAUACUUACCAUUUUAACGUACGCAGAACUGUACACUUUUCCUAUAUCUACAGAGUGUUUAAAAAAAGUGAUCCCGUCUCUAGGAUAGAUAGAAAACUGAAAAAUAUUUGGGGCUUGCUCAGUAAAAAUUUUACUAUACACAUUUUGCCGCAACUACUGGCAACAAUGUAUUGGUUUUGUCUCACUCUCAUAGAGGGCGCUAGUUAUACGGUUCGUACCAACAUAACUUUUUCAAUAUUAGAUUUAUUAAGUAAAAUUUCUAGUAACAUUCAAUUUUACAGCAAAAACAUACUCUUGAGACAACUCGAUACUGUUUUCGGAAUAUUUUGAUUUGAAAAUUAUAAAGUAAAAACUGAUGCUGGUUAUUUGAUAUUUUUGAUUCGACGCCCUUUAUCUUGAAUACGGAUGACGAUACGAAAAAUUUUUACUAAGUAAACCCGAAAUAUUUUUCAGUUUUCUAUUUACGUUGGAGACUUUUUUGAAACACCCUGUAUACGUAAUUCUUUGUAUUGCUUAAUCUAUACUGACGCCGAACUCACUUCAGGCAAAAAUAACUUAAUGUCAAACAUUUUCUUCGGACCGUUUGAGGUUAGUUUCUUAGAAACUGCAAUAAAAUUAAUUGCUACAAGAUUGUUUUUGUCUUGAAAUGCCAAAAUAUGUGAUAUAUGCAGUUUGCAUAUUUGGGUUACCUUACGCAGUCAAAAAAAUUAUUUUCACUUCAUAUUUAGACGAAAACUAUGAUCCGGGAUCAAGUAGAUUAUAGUUCUUCCAAUAUCAAUUGCAGAUUAUGCGACGCCACUGCUUAUCGCAGACUAUCUAGCAGGUAUAUUUCAAAGAAAUAAUGUACAUACGCCUUCCGACAGCUCCCACCAAUAUAAAUGCGUUUACGUUUCCACGUUUUCAUAGGUAAACAGUGGAGUUCACGUGGACUGACGGUUCGUUAUAUGUUUACCGAAUUUUAUAUGGAGAGUAAACAUUAUUUUUCAUUUGUUAAUUUGGUAUAUGUGCAUAUUUAUGAAAUAUUUAUCAUUCCUCGCAUAACUGUCUUCUGUAAUUGAUUUUGAAAGAAAUAUACCUACAUCUGAUUGCGGAUUCUAACCCAGACCAAGUUUUUUAUUUCCAUUUCGCUGGAAAUUUCAAAUUUAAAACAUAUAAAAAUCUAUUAUUUUUAUUACUUCAAUUUUGUUCAGUUAAUUUAUAACUUUAUAGUUUUUAUGUGUUUAUAUACUUUCACACAAUUAUGUAAUAAAUGUUUAAUUAUUGUUA
Molecule: messenger RNA, 3497 nt
Organism: Diorhabda sublineata
Lineage: Eukaryota; Metazoa; Arthropoda; Insecta; Coleoptera; Chrysomelidae
Product: putative inorganic phosphate cotransporter
Exons: 8
Coding region: 186-1595 (469 amino acids)
Biological process (GO): monoatomic anion transport; transmembrane transport
Cellular component (GO): plasma membrane
Molecular function (GO): transmembrane transporter activity
Source: RefSeq, a predicted model, not a curated record